Messenger RNA from Lynx canadensis (Canada lynx), 1197 nucleotides. RefSeq names its product elongator acetyltransferase complex subunit 6 (gene ELP6). NCBI's taxonomy places the organism in Eukaryota, Metazoa, Chordata, Mammalia, Carnivora, Felidae. The transcript is spliced from 7 exons. The coding region runs from base 107 to 907 and encodes 266 amino acids. Gene Ontology annotation, cellular component: elongator holoenzyme complex. The record is from RefSeq and is a predicted model, not a curated record. Gene Ontology annotation, biological process: tRNA wobble uridine modification.
CGUGCGCGCUUUCCUCGCGCGGGCUCGACUGGUGUGUAGCCCUUCGUAUUCCCCGCCUCCGCAGCCCCAGCUCCCGGUCCGGGAAGGCUCAUCCUCAGAGUUCGGAAUGUUCCCUGAACUCAAUAACCUUCUCAACACCACUCCUGACAGGGCGGAGCAGGGGAAACUGACUCUACUCUGUGAUGCCAACACAGAUGGCAGCUUCCUUGUGCACCACUUUCUCUCCUUCUACCUCAAAGCUAAUUGUAAAGUCUGCUUUGUGGCACUGAUCCAGUCCUUCAGUCACUACAAUAUCGUGGGACAGAAGUUGGGUGUCAGCCUGACUGUGGCACGGGAGUGCGGGCAGCUUGUGUUCCUAGAAGGUCUUAAGUCUUCGGUGGAUGUUUUCUUCCGGGCUCAGGCUGAGCCACACCCCUUGCAGUUCCUCAGGGAGGCCAAUGCUGAGAACCUGCAGCCACUGUACGAGUUUGUGCGGGAGGCUCUGAAGCCCGUGGAUGAUGGAGACGCUGCGUGGAGGUGCCCAGUGCUGCUGGUGGACGACCUCAGUGUGCUGCUGAGCCUGGGCAUGGGUGCGGUGGCUGUAUUGGACUUCAUCCACUACUGCAGGGCCACCGUGUGCUGGGAACGAAAGGGAAACAUAGUAGCCCUGGUGCACGACAGUGGAGACACCGAGGAGGAGGAGAACAACAUCCUUUUGAACGGCCUUAGCCACCAGAGCCACCUGAUCCUGCGGGCUGAGGGGCUGGCCACUGGCUUCUGCAGGGACGUGCAUGGGCAGCUAAGGAUCCUCUGGAGGACGCCAUCACAGCCCACAACCCAGCGGGAUCGGAGCCUCACUUACCAGUACAAGAUACAGGACAAGAGCGUGUCCUUUUUUGCCAAAGGAAUGUCUCCUGCUGUUCUGUGACCUGAUUGAGGGGCAAAUGUAGCUACCUUGGACUGUUUUCAGAUGUGAAAGAUGAAACAAUGAGUGGGAAUGGAUCUGCACACCUUUGAAGUGGUAUUUCAGCCUGGAUUGCCACUACUGUGACCCGAUGCCGUGGAAUGGCUCUGUGACAGUAUGCCUUUGUUGCCCAGGGCCCUAUUCCGGAAACACAUAAGGAAUUGCAACCCGGCCUCUGCUGAGAGAGAUGCCACAUAUUGAAACCAGGUGAAAGUCAUCCCAGGAGCCUUUCAUUAAAUACACUUUAGCCUCAA